AUGACUUCAUAUAGAAAUCAAGAUUUUUCAUAUGAGUAUGAGUACGAUUACAGUCAAUCUGCUCCUUGGGUUGAUUGUACCCAGACAACUAGUGGAAAUUCUUCUUCACGACAUCAAUUACUGGAUGUUAAUGUCACGUUGAUCCCAGAAAUGCGUGGUAGUAAAAACACCAAUCAUUUUGAGGAGGCGGUUGCGAACAACGAUGUUAAGGUUGAAGAUAAGGAACGUUACAUAGAAUCUGAUGCUAGUGACGCUGAGGAUGAGGAUGAUGAUGUUGUUGGUGACAUUGCAGAAAAUGUUGGGCUUCAUACUCUUCUGACGCCACAAAUACUUGAAUUUGGAGAUGGGACUGAAGGUGACUUAGAAGUAAAGCAAGUGUUCAAGAAUAAAGCAGAACUGCUUAAUGCGGUGAAAGUGUGGCACAUAGAGAACAACUACCAAUACAAGACUCAGCGUUCUAAUACAGAAAUUGUUCAAUUAAAAUGCAUGAAGGACAAGACUUGCAGAUGGUAUCUUCGAGCAAGGGCGAAGGAGUCAUUAAAAAUGUGGAUGAUAACUACUUGUGUUGCUGCUAUACAAGCCUUUGCAACCACACAACUGAAGCAUGAAGUAUCUUAUUACAAGGCUUGGAUGGCAAAACAAAAAGCAAUGGAGAAGUUAUUUGGAUCGUUUGAGGCAUCCUAUGUUGUACUGCCUAAGUUCUUUGAAGCUUUAAAGAUGUCGAAUCCAGGCACGGUUGUUCUUUUCGAGCAUAAGAAUUCUAACAACACAGUAGCUACAUUUGGACAAGUGUUUUGGGCAUUUAGGCCAUGUAUUGAAGGGUUUCAGUAUUGUCGUCCAUUGAUCAGCAUUGAUGGCACGCACUUGUAUGGAAAAUAUAAGGGGAAGUUGCUCUUAGCAGUUGCAUUUGAUGCAGAUAAUGGGUUGUUCCCAUUAUGUUAUGCUUUGGUCGACGCAGAAAAUAAUCGGAACUGGUCAUGGUUCAUAAAUUGUAUCCGUGCGUAUGUUACUGAUUGUCGAGCCAGUAAUGUCAUGACAAAGUUCAAAGAUUCUGAUUUAAAAUCCACCGUGAAUAUUAUGGGUAGAGAGAAAUCUCGAGAGAAGUUUUAUUUUUGGAUGACAAACUUGAAAGAACUAAAUGCCGAAGCAUGGCAUUAUCUCAACCAAGAAGAUAAAGAAAGAUGGGCAUUAUCAUAUGAUGAUGGACAUUGA
Messenger RNA from Tripterygium wilfordii, 1212 nucleotides. RefSeq lists its product as uncharacterized. The transcript has 4 exons. NCBI's taxonomy places the organism in Eukaryota, Viridiplantae, Streptophyta, Magnoliopsida, Celastrales, Celastraceae. Bases 1 to 1212 code for a protein of 403 amino acids. The record is from RefSeq and is a predicted model, not a curated record.